Amblyraja radiata (thorny skate) is the source of this 1892-nucleotide messenger RNA. It is a transcript of the gene wnt2, whose product is annotated as wingless-type MMTV integration site family member 2. The transcript is spliced from 5 exons. The record is from RefSeq and is a predicted model, not a curated record. Gene Ontology annotation, cellular component: extracellular region. Gene Ontology annotation, biological process: canonical Wnt signaling pathway; cell fate commitment; neuron differentiation. NCBI's taxonomy places the organism in Eukaryota, Metazoa, Chordata, Chondrichthyes, Rajiformes, Rajidae. Bases 235 to 1302 code for a protein of 355 amino acids. Gene Ontology annotation, molecular function: cytokine activity; frizzled binding.
AGCGCCGAGGUGGGAGAGACUGCCGCGGAGGACAAGGUUACCACGGGGCAUCCACAAGGCGGUGUCCGGCAAAGGCAUCCUCUAUCCCAGGCCAAAUUGCUGAGAGUCGGGGAGAUUUAAAGAGCCACCCGGUCUCGGGUACCGGCAUCUGACAAUCUGAAAGCGCCAAUCAAUGGCAUUUUCCCCGCAGUGUGUGGCCGAUCUGAUUACGAUCCGGAUCGAAGCAUUUUUAAUAUGAACUCCACAUCCUGGCUGACCCUGCCUUUGAUCGUGUUGUGGGUCGCACCUCGAGUCCACUCGACAUGGUGGUACAUGGGUGCCCUUGGAACCCGGGUGAUUUGUGACAACAUCCCUGGUUUGGUGAGCAGACAACGACAACUGUGUCACAAGCACCCAGAUACGAUGCAGUCGAUUGGAGGUGGAGCCAAGGAGUGGAUCGCAGAAUGUCAACAGCAGUUCCGCCACCACCGCUGGAACUGUAACACGCUGGACAGAGACCACACACUCUUCGGUAGAGUCAUGCUUAGAAGUAGCAGAGAAGCUGCCUUUGUUUAUGCCAUCUCGUCUGCUGGGGUGGUGUUUGCCAUAACAAGAGCCUGCAGUCAAGGAGAACUCAGCUCCUGUUCCUGCGACCCCCAAAAAAAAGGCAUCUCUAAGGACCACAAGGGAACCUUCGACUGGGGAGGAUGCAGUGAUAACAUUGACUAUGGUAUUAGUUUUGCUAAAGCAUUUGUGGAUGCUAAGGAAAAGAAAGGGAAGGAUGCCAGGGCACUGAUGAACCUGCACAAUAAUCGAUCUGGGAGAAAGGCUGUAAAACGAUUCCUGAAACUUGAAUGUAAGUGCCACGGAGUUAGUGGAUCAUGUACAUUGCGAACCUGCUGGCUUGCCAUGGCAGACUUCCAAAAAACUGGCAACUACCUCCGGAGAAAAUACAACGGAGCUAUCCAGGUGAUCAUGAACCAAGAUGGCACUGGGUUUACAGUAGCAAAUAAGAACUUUAAAAAACCAACAAAGAAUGACCUGGUGUAUUUUGAGAGCUCUCCAGACUACUGUGUGAUAGACAGAGAAGCAGGGUCCCUGGGUACAGCAGGCAGAGUGUGCAACAGGACCUCUCGAGGGAUGGACGGCUGUGAAGUGAUGUGCUGUGGCCGAGGCUAUGACACCUCCCGCAUCAUGCGGGUGACGAAGUGUGAAUGUAAGUUUCACUGGUGCUGUGUCGUCCGCUGCAAGGAAUGCCACGAAAUGACAGACGUACACACCUGCAAAGCUCCCAAGAACGCAGAGUGGCUGGAACAGACAUGAAAGAUCAGAGGAAGCACGGACAGAUAAUACUCGCCCUCUCUUCAUCUUUAACAAAACCAGCCUGCCUCCAUUUUUAUUCUAUCUGAAUCUACAGGAGAGAUGUCCCGCUGAGUUACUCCAGCAUUUUGUGUCUAUCUACAUCCUUUAUUUAACAUCCUAAAUUAUUUUAUGUGAAGACAUUGUUUUCAUUAUACCAGGGUCCCUGUUUGGAAGUCAGUGAUGCAAGACUUUUCUGAAAAGGUAGUUCAAUAGCAUUUGCCUUUUCCUGAACACAAAUGGUGUGUAAUUAACUGAAUUUGCCCAUUUGGAAAUCAUAUGAAAUUCAUAGCUUGGAAGUUAGGUUGAAAGAUUCAAUAAGAGUCUCAAAAUCCUUUGGUUUUCAUUUUAAUAUGCUGCUUAUCUCUAUCCACUGCUCAUCAUCCACGCGGCAUUGCAGUCCUGCUGCAGAAAGAUCAGCAUGCCUUUGUUUUCUGCCAUCAUUUGCUUUUCAUAGACAUGACCCAAAAUAGGUACAAUCCCCAACCAGGACUCAAUGUUCUGCACCAGUUUCUGAACAAAUGUCAGAACCAGGUUCCAUAUUGUAUAUAACA